AUGACAUCAGGUGCAAUAAACGGAAGUCUGCAUCUCCAGCGGAUGGAUAGCAGUAACAGGACAGCAGCGAAAGCAGGGGUGCACAGGUUGGAGCGGAAUUCGGGCAGUUCAAGCUCAAGUUCUGGGGGCCAGUCUGAGGAGAGCUCAAUAGAGUCACAGAGCCAUGAAUACACAAAGGAGGAGGUAGAUACGAGCCGGGAGGCCACAAACUCGCCCGUGGGGAGUCAGGCGGAUGGGCAGGUUGCCGGUGGCGGUGGCGUGAUGAGCAAAACCGGGGUGGAAAAUGGCGGAAAAGACGGCACGGAGUAUUUAAGGAGGGAAGCGGUCGAUUACCGAGGAGGGGCAGCCCAGGAGGCAAAUAAGGCUGGGAGAGAGGCGGACAGCCGGCAGCGGACGCUGGCGAGAAUGCAGCAGUACGGCAUGGUGCAGAAUGCGGAGGAUAUGGUGCCGAAUGUGGAUGGGCAGAGGCACAAUGCGAUGAAUCCGCUGUAUGCGAGUAUUCAGUUGUCGCAGUCGAGUGGAGGGAGUGAGGUUGGGGAUGGUGAAAAGGGUGAAGUGAGAAAUGGGAGAAAUGUGGGAAAUGCUGAAAUUAGAGAAGUGAGAAAUGUGGGAAAUAGUGAUGUGGGAAAUAGUGAAAUGAGUAGUGAAAUGGGAAAUAGUGAUAUCGGCAAUGAAAUGAAAAACAUCAACAGGUUUGUAGGCAAAGCAUUGCCAUAUCAGCCCCCUCAUGAGCACCCUGCUCGCAUAUCCCCCAGGGACUUUGUGCAGAACGGGAGGAGGCCAGGACAGGUGGGCGGUGUACGCGGGACGCCCGGUAGGACUCCCGGUAAAGUUAUUACCACCCCCGGUGAAGUCACCGCGACGCCCGGUAGGCAUUUUGGCCGAACCUCCGGUGGAGAUUCUGGUAGCGUUACUGCGACGCCCGGUAGAGUGCCAGGUGGAACUUUCGGGACGCUCGGCGCGUCUACCAGGCUUCCCAGUGCCGCUACCAGGCACCCUCCCGGCAGAUACCGCUCGCAGGGCCUGCAGCCCAGACCAGUGCCUUCUCUCCACCCGUCCACCAUUCUCGACGCGCCCUUCGACGUGUCGGCGUCCGCCCCGAUGUCCGGAUACAGGGGCUCAUCCUCACCCUUCAGAGAUGAGUCUUGUGCCGAUUUGAAGCAGAUCAACAUCCAAAGAAGGCCCUUGUACACCCCGGCGGUUCUCCGGUCCACCACCACGCUGACCGACCUGGACACCGGGCGGCCUGGUGCCGACACCGGGCAGGUGGCCCGCCCCCGACUGGUUUCCACCGGGUCGGCAUCGUCUGUGGGGUCGCUCGGGUCGAUUUCUUCGUACUGGAAUUUUUUACGGGGCAGCCCACCGGGCGACCGCGAGGCCGGGCCCGGGCCCACCAGGCGGCACUGGCGGCCGGAUUCUGCCCGGUACAGCUGCCACCACUGCGGCCGGCUGCUCAACUACCUGACUCCCGUCCGCCGUAAGCACCACUGCCGGUACUGCGGGGACAUUUUCUGCAGUGACUGCCUACGCAAUUACAUAUACUUGGACCAGCAGGCGCACUUUGCUGUUUUUGGAUCGAAUGGGGAGGGCGAUGGAAGUGAGAGUGAGAAUUAUAGAGGUGAUGAGAUGAAUCAUGAUGAAAGUAGUCAGAUGAAUCGUGAAGAAGGUAAUGAGAUGAAUUAUGGUGGGGGUGAUGUGAUGAAUCACGGAAGCAAUCAAAAUAAUGCUAAUGCAACCACCUCCACCGACAAAAAAUUCCUCUGCAAAGUUUGUGCCUCGUGUGCCCAGAAAUACGAAGACUUCGUAAAGCUUCACUCAACUAGAGACCACAACUUGGGGUCUGCAGCAGACCAAGCCGGCGGUAAAAAAGGAUCUGCAAGAAGAGAUACGCUCAAGCCGCAGUCGGGCGUUCCCAUCGACUGGGACUGGAGCUCCUUUUGA
Messenger RNA from Brettanomyces bruxellensis, 1941 nucleotides. RefSeq lists its product as uncharacterized. Bases 1 to 1941 code for a protein of 646 amino acids. The transcript has a single exon. Gene Ontology annotation, molecular function: metal ion binding. The record is from RefSeq and is a predicted model, not a curated record. Lineage: Eukaryota; Fungi; Ascomycota; Pichiomycetes; Pichiales; Pichiaceae.